Sungouiella intermedia is the source of this 930-nucleotide messenger RNA. The record is from the annotation of a GenBank genome assembly. NCBI's taxonomy places the organism in Eukaryota, Fungi, Ascomycota, Pichiomycetes, Serinales, Metschnikowiaceae.
AUGGAAACCCUCCAGAGACACUUUUACAGUCUCGAGAAGCAGCCCCACUAUACAGUCUCCACCUUCUCGACCUCGUCGUCUCCAUCGGCUGCUUCGUCGUUGACAGAUUCUCAGGAUGAUCUUUUGCCUGACUUGUGGCUCCAACCAUCAUCUCCACAACCACCAAGUGGAUUUGGUACGUCAAUGGCUUCACAUGCGCCGCUAAAUCCCAUGGCCACCGUGGCUAGUCCCUCAUCCAUGAUGAAUGCGACCUCUCCACACUCCGCGCUUGGUGGCUACACCGAUUACCACCUUUCUGCGCCUGCAAUGCAAGGCAACAUGAUGCUUCGCGAGGCAUCGUUGGAGUAUGCACAGCUGCUCUUACCACAUAGCCUUCUUGUUCCCCUCACUGAGGAGAAUUUGGACUACAACCUGGCCCGAGUGGCUAGUGGUCCCAAUGUUGCCACACCCGUGGCCAAUGGCUCAGACCGCGUGGCUGGUGCUCACCAUCACCACCACCAUCAUCACCACGACCACAAUCAGAAUAACAACCAAAACCAACAUAUCCACCACCAUGACAUCCACCAUGACAUUAACGACUUCCAACCUGAGGUGACCUCCGACGAUAUCUUCAACUUUGAGCAACAACAGGCUCAACAACAGACUAGACCUCAUCACAACAACCAGAAAUCCAGACAGGGUUCUGUGUCGUCGUCGGGAUCGUCGAAAGGUAAGAACAUCAACACUCAGCUCUACAAGACCGAGCUUUGUGUGUCGUUCAUCAAGAUGGGUGUGUGCCCAUACGGCAACAAGUGUCAAUUUGCCCAUGGAGAGCACGACUUAAAGGUGGUGGAGAGACCAGCCAAUUGGCGGUCGAAGCCAUGUGCCAACUGGGCUAAGUUCGGCUCGUGCAGAUACGGCAAGAGAUGCUGUUUCAAGCAUGGCGACUAG